AUGCCCAGACCCCGGCCGCCCGUUGCCGCUGCGACAACCUGCGAGCGCAGCCAUGAUCCCAGCCUCCAGAACUCACCUGCCGCAUUUCAGUUCGCCUCGUCCGAUGACCUGAAUUGGUUCUCCACGCAUAACUGCACCACAAUUGGCGAUGAUAUUACUCUGCUGGGAAGCUUCAACGGAUCACUCUCUCUCCCCAAUGUCACCAGUAUUAACGGAGUCAUUACCUAUACCGCCCCUACCGAGACGUUUGAACUCACGUCGAUCUCGCUGCCGGACGUGCUGUACCUGGGAGGCAUUAACGUUCAUCUCCCAAGUAGUCAAGAGAUAAUAGAGGUAUCUGCCCCCAAAGCGACUGCCGUCGGCACGAUCAAUCUGGCCGUACUUUCGACCGCCGCAGUAGACUUUCGGUCGUUGAAACAAGCGACGAGUAUCUCGCUGGCGGGGAACUACUCGAGUGUGAGACUUGACUCUUUGGAGCAAGUCAAUGGCAAUCUCAGCAUACUGGGGUCUGAUACCAUCGCCACGAAUUACUCCGAUAAUGAGGCCCACGGUCAACUCCCGCUCAGCUUUCCUGCCCUGAAAUAUGCGACUUUUAUCCGGUUCUCGGGAGUGAUUACGGAAUUCUCGAUGCCUGUCCUCGAAACGGCCAACAUCCAAACAAGAGAAUAUCUUGGCCCAUCGGGAGUUUCGAUUCAUAACUACGGUGCGACUGUAGAUCUGGAUCUACCAAAGCUACGCUCAGUCGGCGAUAUGCUCGAUCUCCAGGGUGCAAUAUCCAAUAUCUCUCUGGACUCCCUACAGUCAAUCCAGGGCAACAUCACUGUCAACUCUUCAUCCUACCUAGAAGUCAAUUUCACCAGUUUAUAUUCCGCGGAGACCAUCCAGCUGAAUGGAAACAUCACAAGUGCCGGAUUUCCCUCCCUCACCGGGGUCAGCCGCAUCACGAUCAACACCACGGACCCCAUUGACUGCAGUUCCUUCCAGCGCGCCAUCCAGAGAGCAGCCCCGGCUUCCAACUCCACCUGCAACGGGACAGGAAUGACAGGAGUGACAAGCACGAGCGGGCGAGGGUUGAGCACUCGCGCAAAGGUGGGGAUCGCAAUUGGGGUGAGUAUCGCCGGAAUAAUCAUUGUGGGGUUGAUCAUCUGGUAUGAGCAGACGAUGGCCAGGAAUUAUAAAGCGCGCGCCGGGUUCCACUGGGGGUCACAGAUUCCGCUGCAGGACAGGUCGAGGAGGAGAAGUGCGCCGGAGGAUGACCCGCCGCCGCCGUAUUCGUUGCAUCCGCCUCCUAACUGA
Messenger RNA from Aspergillus lentulus, 1296 nucleotides. Lineage: Eukaryota; Fungi; Ascomycota; Eurotiomycetes; Eurotiales; Aspergillaceae. The record is from RefSeq and is a predicted model, not a curated record.